CCCACUUCCCUCCCGGGGGCGCGGCGCGGGAGAGCAUGAUGGCAGCAUCUGAGGUAGCUGGUGUUGUGGCUAAUGCCCCCAAUCCUCCGGAAUCCACUUCUAGUUUAUGUGCUUCCAAAUCAGAUGACAGUCUCCCAGAUGGUCUAAGCCCCAAAGACCCUGCACAGAAGCACAAGAACUCUCCUCUGUCGAGUACUGACUUUAAGACGGCUGAUUCAGAGGUAAACACAGAUCAAGAUAUUGAAAAGAAUCUGGAUAAAAUGAUGACAGAGAGAACCUUGUUGAAAGAGCGUUACCAGGAGGUCCUGGACAAGCAGAGGCAAGUGGAGAAUCAGCUCCAAGUGCAAUUAAAGCAACUUCAGCAAGAGAGAGAGGAAGAAAUGAAGAAUCACCAGGAAAUAUUAAAGGCUAUCCAGGAUGUAACAAUAAAGAGAGAAGAAACAAAGAAGAAGAUAGAGAAAGAAAAGAAGGAGUUUUUGCAGAAGGAGCAAGAUUUGAAAGCCGAAAUCGAGAAGCUUUGUGAGAAGGGCAGAAGAGAAGUGUGGGAAAUGGAACUGGAUAGACUCAAGAAUCAGGAUGGUGAAAUUAAUAGGAACAUUAUGGAAGAGACAGAGCGGGCCUGGAAGGCAGAGAUCUUAUCACUAGAGAGUCGGAAAGAAUUGCUGGUAUUGAAAUUAGAAGAAGCAGAAAAAGAGGCAGAACUGCACCUUACUUACCUUAAGUCAACUCCCCCAACGCUAGAGACUGUUCGUUCAAAACAGGAGUGGGAGACAAGACUGAACGGAGUUCGGAUAAUGAAAAAGAAUGUUCGGGACCAAUUUAAUAGUCAUAUUCAGCUAGUAAGGAAUGGAGCCAAGUUGAGCAGUCUUCCUCAAAUCCCUACUCCCACUUUGCCUCCACCCCCAUCAGAGACAGACUUCAUGCUUCAGGUGUUUCAGCCCAGCCCCUCUCUGGCUCCUCGGAUGCCCUUCUCCAUUGGGCAGGUCACAAUGCCCAUGGUUAUGCCCAGUGCAGAUCCCCGUUCCUUGUCUUUCCCAAUCCUGAACCCUUCCCUUUCCCAGCCCAACCAACCUUCCCCACCCCUUCCUGGCACCCAUGGGAGAAAUAGCCCUGGCUUGGGUUCCCUUGUUGGCCCCCAUGGUCCACACGUGCCCCCUGCCGCCUCCAUCCCGCCUCCCCCAGGCUUGGGCGGUGUUAAGGCUUCUACUGAAACUCCCCGGCCCCAACCAGUAGACAAACUGGAGAAGAUCCUGGAGAAGCUGCUGACACGGUUCCCACAAUGCAAUAAGGCACAAAUGACCAAUAUUCUUCAGCAAAUCAAGACAGCACGAACCACCAUGGCAGGCCUAACCAUGGAGGAGCUGAUCCAGUUGGUAGCUGCACGAUUGGCAGAACAUGAGCGGAUGGCAGCAAGUACUCAGCCACUUGGUCGGAUCCGGGCCUUGUUCCCUGCUCCAUUGGCCCAAAUCAACACUCCAAUGUUCUUGCCUUCUGCCCAAGUUUCAUAUCCUGGACGGUCUUCACAUGCUCCAGCCACCUGUAAGCUGUGUCUAAUGUGCCAGAAACUUGUCCAACCCAGUGAGCUCCAUCCAAUGACAUGUACCCAUGUGUUACACAAGGAGUGUAUCAAAUUCUGGGCCCAGACCAACACAAAUGACGCUUGUCCUUUUUGUCCAACUCUUAAAUGACGGACCUGACUGGGGAGGAAGAGGAGAAACUGAUGUGAACAGGAAGCGCGGGUUCAAGAUUUCUAAAACUUUAUAUUUAUACAGUGACAUAUACUCAUGCCAUGUACAUUUCUAUUAUAUAGGUAAUGUGUGUAUAGAAAGUCUGUAUUCAAAUGUUGGUAAAUGAAAGUAUGUAUAUAAUGCAGAAAUGGUCUGUCCCCCUCAUCUUGCAAUUCCUUUGGGGGAUACAGAUUGUAGGUAAGAUGUUUAGUUUGCCCUUGAAGUUAUGAUAUUCUUGCCUCGGGCUGUUUUUAAAUACAAUAUAAAAACCAUCUAGGAAGCUGCUGUUGCUCUUAAGCCAUCAUGCUUUGAUUUGGCUCAGCCUCUAGUCCAUUUUCUUAAGGCUCAUGUAUGCAGAUUUGAACCCUGGUGCUCACCUGCUGUCAAACCAGAUGCCUUGCUUACUGAAAGCUUCCAGAAGCCUCAGUGUUGUUUUAGCCACUGUGCUCCAAAUGGAUAAAAUAAGGUUGAUUGAGGGGAAAAAAUGUAGCCCUAACAGUUUGACUUUCAUUGAAUAUUUUACUGUGUUAACACUCAUUGUUUGUACAUAGACAUUAGGUUUACAGAAUAUUCUGUUUUACAUCGGCAAAAUUCAGUCCAAGAAUAACAACAUAACCAGGUCCCACUUCCCUCACACCCCCCACAAACUUCUGUCUACUCUACAUCCUGGAUAGUCAUCUCUUUAGAACCUAGCACAACCUGAGGUCUUUCCUGGGCCAAGCCAUCCCUUGCCAUCACUGACUUGGCUUCUGAUCAAGCUGUGACAGACCACCCUGUGAAAUCCUCACCUCUUCUUUACGUCUAGUCUCCUAGUCUAGCUAACCCCCCUCCCCCCUGAAGGUUAAGGCAGUUGGUUCACAACCAAGUUGUUUGGUGACCUUGGGUGAGCUCCAGGCAGGCACUGGGGUGAAGAGAUGUCUGUGCAAAGUUACUUUCAGAAUGACCUUGGGAUGUUGGGUUUUAAUGUUUGAAACAAGAAAACUGGGGGACAUGUAUCCUGUCCUGGGAAAAAUGGAGACCAUAGUGAUAGGAAGCGGGGAGGUUGGAGUUCAAGUUUGUAAGUCAUUUUGUUUUAUAUAGAUAGCUGUCUGGAGGUUGGAUAAUUUUCCACCUCGGCGUCUUGAGCACUUCAGGCUUUUGGGUUUAUAUCCGGGAAAGCUGUGAUUCUUUUAGUGUUUUGCAUCUAUUCUAUUCUACCUAACUCCUGCAGCAAAUGGCUUCAACUCCCUUCUCCUUUGGAAUCAAACAAGUGAAAACUAAGUGUUAAUUAAAAAAAAAAAUUAGCUUCAGGGGAAGGACAACUCAUAUUACUAAUAAUUGAACUUUUCCCGACCUGGGAGCAUUCCCAAAAUGCUUACCGGUAUUAGCAAUACUGCAGUACUUACCAGGAUAGGAAAGACUUUUCCUUUCAGAUCCAGUUUGUUUUGUUUUGUUACUAUUUUCCUUCUUUGUCUUUUCAUCCUUGCCUACCAGCUCAGGAUGUAUUCUUUUCUCUUCUCUUGCCUCACUUGUGCGGGUUAUUGACUAGCGUAAGUUAUAGGAGCUGGACUUCCUGGCCCUCCUUGGCAUCUUGGUGGGCAAUUGAAAUGGCUGGAGUCCUCCCUUCUGUAGAGGUCACGUGGUCUGCUUUCUUUGGUUAAUGAAAUAAAAUCUCCAGUUUGGUAGCUGUCUUGAACAGGAAAUAUGGCAAAGUGGAAGACCAGUUCCUUUGUUCUUUUCCUUGGGGUGGGGUAUUCAUUUUUUUAUCCUUUAAUCUUAAGAUUUUCUCUCCCCUGAAUUUUGCAACAGCCUUUGGGCUACUUGCAGUAAUUUUUCAGUGUCCCCUGAAAACUUAGAAAUUAGAAAUGGGUAUAAAGUGUAUUCUGGGUUCUCCCUCCUCCCCCACAAAAUCUUUGCAACUAAAGGAGUAGAGAGAGGGAGGAUGAAGUAAGGGGGCUUCACUGCUUCCUAGGAGAAGCGGGGGAAAGCCAACUACAGCAGAAGGACAAGUGUUUAGAAGAGAUGUUCAUGGGAGCAGGGGCCUCUCUUUGCUCUUUUUCUUGUUCAGCAUCAGUCACAAAGUAACACUUCAGUUUUGGCCACCCUUGUUCUCCCUUUUCCAACUUUGUCCACUGCCAUGUAAGUAAAAGCCAGGCAGGCCAAUGGGAAAGGCUCUGCAUGCAGUGAGCAGAGAUGGGACAGUCAAUUUUAUGAAGUAGAAUUUAAAAAUAGAGAUAUAUGAUACAUAUUUUUACAAGCAAGAAUCUGUUGUCAAGAUUUUCUUUUUUAUAUUUAGAGUUCAUAGUUUCAGGGCAGAAAGAAAGUAAAUAACUGUAAAAGGAAAAAUAAUUACAAGUUUUCUCUUUGAAAAAUAAGACAAUGGGAUGUUCUAAUGAAAGGGUCAAAUUUUAUGCUCUGGAAAGAGCUAGGAAAAGCCAGUUUUCCCUAAUGAGUAAAAUUAUAAAGCAGAAUGUGGCAUUUUCAUUUCACGGUAGCAAUUCUGGAAGUUUAUUUACACAGUCAGUUCCGAGCUGGAAGUGAACAGUCUCCAUUCUUCCUGUCAGUCUGUGGUUUAGGGGGUGUUCCCAGUCAGCCAAAGCAGCACCGAGUGCAGUGGGAAUGAAGAGAACCCAGAUUAAAAACUGUGACUCAAAAUUCUUGUUUAUUGGUUUAUGGCUUGUGGGCAGCUGGCUGAGGCCAGGAUCUCCAGAGGCCCUCCUUGUGUUUCCCUCUCCCUCAUCAGGUGGUUCGACACUCCGCAGGCCCCGUGCCUGGAAGCAGUGUGUUGACCAGAUAGGAAUAGGAUCCGGUGGGUAUACUAGGAAAAUUCAGCUCUUCCUACUAACACUGGUGUCAGAGUUGACUGCUGGAACCGAUAGGGAGGAAAUAACCUUGGCCCCCACUAUCUAGCCCAAGAACCAGCCUGGGUACCCAAGUACUUUUAGGAGUGGGGAGAACAGGAUAGCGAGAAAGGACGGCCUCCGGUGAGCAGCUCUAGUGGUGAAAGAAACAAAGAAGGCCUGAAGCUGCUAUCCUUUCUCCGGGCAGCCCUGAUACUGAAGACGAUGAUGCUAGAGCCAUAUAGCCCUGUGCUUCCGACACUCUUGAUAUAAUACUCUAGUGCCCCUGUGGGGUGUCUUAGCCCAGUAAAUGGAGGGAACAAUAAGGAGGAUGAGAAGGCAAUGACACUGCUCAGUAUUAGGCAGAGAUCUUAUUAGUUCUUAAGCCGGACAGGAAGAAAUCCAGGUAGAGGUAUAGGGUGCUGACUCCUGUACCUGCUGAAUGAAUCUUCAGGAUUCUGCUUUCAGGAAUUAGGUAGGAGAGGUCUUCUGACUAUUCCUCUUAGCACCUCAGCUACAAAGCUCUAGAGGAGUGGGAACUUGGGGAAGAGGUGAACACAAACCAGGAAGACAAAGCCCAGCCCCGCUUUAUUUGCUUUCCCAUAGGGCUCCUGGGGCUUUCAGAGGGUUGGGGCAUUUCAGUGCUACCUGUCAUAUGUGGAGUGAACGGCUUGGGUACAAAUAAGUGGAAUUAAUAAGGUAGAAAUUCAUCUGUUAAAUGGAAUUUCUUAGUGGGUACUUUUCAAUUUAAGAGAGCUAAAAAAACCUUUUUGGUUAGAUAAUCCCUUCUUUCCAUCUCAUUUUGGUUAGGCUGCCCACCACAGAAAAGAAAGCAUUGGGAAGCAAUACCCGUCUUCUGAGAUGGGAUUCUGUCUUGGAGAUGCCAUCUAAAUCUGGGACUGGCGAGUGGUCAUUUUUCUGCCCUUCUAGCUUUCAUCCAGGGGUUCCCUGUCUCUGUCCUCCUCCCCUUCUCCUCUUCCCGUCACCCCCAUUUAUACAAAUAUUCAAUCCAAUCAUUUGUUAUUCAGUUCAAGAGGCAGUCUUUGCACCAAUGUUAGGCUCGUUUGUACAGCCCCUAUCUCUAAAGCAAAUAGCAAACUGUGCCUCUGCUCCCACUGACUUUGGCCAGCAGAGAAACAAGAUUGGCCCCUUCCUCUGCCAGCAUGUUACAGAGACAGACACUGGGUGUGAUGCCACUGCUUCUGGAACUCAGGAAAGAAGAAUACUUUGGGAUGGAGAAUCUAAAGGAAUGGAGGGCAAAGGUUCAGGGCUGAAGUUUCAAGCAGCAGAAUUUCCAAACUCAAGUUUGAACUGACUAAGAGUAUUCCCGCCACCAGAGUGCUGCUUUCUUCCCUCUACUGUUUGCUACAGGCGCAAUCCCUGCAACCCACCUUGCCAGCUUUCCUUCAUUUCUGUCAAGACAGAGGCAUUUGGCAGGUGAGUGAGGGUCUUGAGGUGCUUUGGUCACAGGUGCCACCUGUGUCUCCUACUUGUGACCAAAGUGAAAGUGAACCACCCAGAUGUGGUCUGGGGAAUCUCGAUCUUCUGCCUGUGUUCCUCCUCACUUCAGCAGGGAGAUGUCAUCAGCAAAGUCAUCGUGUUGAUGGCGGAGGCAGCGGAGGCAGCGCCACUGACACACCAUGAGGCAGAGUGGCAGCAUGAAGAGAGCGCAGAUGGCAGCCAUGACAUAGGCAAUGGUCAUGAGGGUGGAUUCAUCUGUCUGGGGAAUGUUGUAGCCACAGUCUUCCAUGUCCGGAGUGACAAAAGGACCUUCCACUGCUGCCGUCCUGAAUUCAUCGUGUACUAGGGAAAGGGCAAAUGUGAAUGGGCAACUCUCAUUGUCAUCUAGCAGUUUGGAUUAAACCACAGAAAGAACUUCCUGAUAGUGAGUCCUUGAAAUUGGCCCCUGUGGAGCCUGUAGUCUCCUUGCUUGGAGAUAUCUGGGAGCAGGACAGUUAGCCAUUGCUAGAUGGAGGCAUGGCUCUCCUCCCAGGCUAUUUGGGAGCAACAACUCUUUCCUGUCUACCUGUCCAGCAGAAAUGAUACCUGUCACUCUGAGUUAACCAAAAAACCAGCCCCAUAAACCCAAGUAAACUCACCUGCUACUGCUGAAAUCCAGCUGCAAGACCCUGUCACCAUUCUGAAGUAGCAUUCAGCCUAACCAAAGGGAAGCUGACAGGGUCACUAUAAACUCAGCUGGCUGCCUGCUCUUGAAUAUAGAGCUCCCACAGGUGCCAAGGCAGCUCUUGCUGCCCUGGAUCUCCAACAGAGGUUGCAGUCCAGACAGGGGUCACCAUCUCAGACAAUACAAAAAAAGCACAAGUGCUGAUCCCAGCUUUGCACAAUAUGUUGACUGAGUUGAGGCAACUGUUACUACUCCCCAGACUGACACCCCCCCCCCUCCACUCGGUAACUGCUGGACAGGGAGAACAUGGACUGACCCCACACCCUCAUUUCUGGUACUCUCACCAUGGCAAGCGCUGACGGCAAAGCCAAUUCGUUUUCGGGCCCGAUCAAAGACCACGUAGAAGCCCUCCAUGAUAACAGCUCCCAUAACAGUGCCCGUGGAGGACUGUGAGAUGGCGAAUUUGUAACAGUCAUCUUGGGAUGUGGCCACAUCUUCCACUGGCCGAAGGUAUUGCUAAGGAUAAGCAAUCGAAGAGUGAGAGCAUGUCUCCCUCACUCCAUCCUUUACCCAUUGCUGCCUUCUAUGCUUUUAGACCACUCUUCCCUUUGCCAUCCUGAGCUCUGAGGAGUGGGUUUUCUAAGAGCUUUUUACCACUGGACACUCAUCUGUUUUGUCUUCCAACUUCUAGAAAGGCUUGCCUGCUCACUGUCUCCCCAUAUGGACUUUGUUCCCUUCCUGGCAUCCCACCAACUCAGGUUAGAGUUAUACCUGUGGAAGGAUGGUGAUGCGGAAGGACUGAUUGGUGACUUCACCCAUUAGGUAGAGGGAGAUGACUGGGAAAAUGUUCCAAGGGGUGGUGCCUGCUUGCCAGCAUACCAGCUGCUCCCCGAGCCAGAAACCGUCUGGAAACUUCUCCGUCUGUGUUGGGAAGAAAGGGAUCACAAUGAGAAAACAAUCUCUUUCAUCACCCCACCUCUCCCAUUUUCAGAAGACAUUUACUGGACCCUCUAUUUGCUUUUCUGAGGAAUAUCCAAACUGGGAAAAGGUGAAGUGCAACCCGAGGGAUAGAGGAAGAGUGCGGACAACAGAGGCCAGAAAUUUAUAGCAGGGGAAUUGUGUGAUACAGUUUUUAAGGGAUCUGAGCAGAAAGAUCUGAGGGUAGAUCGCUUGGUGCUUGUUGAGGAAUGUGACUUCAGAGACUUCCUCGGACCUUCUGUUGUCUCCUGUACCCCUGUCCUUAGUCCCACUGACCGAGGAGGCUGCCUUGAUGGAUUUGACAGCAGCUUCAAACACUUUCUUGGGCAGACGCAGGUUGGUGGUACCACUGUCCACAAUGCUCUUGUCAUAGUUGUACUAAGAGGGAGAAGAGACAGUUAAAAUUGUCAAAAACCAUUUUUGAUGCCAGGGCUUGACCAGAAUUGGAGGAGUGAGUCUGACUGCUUGGGGUCCUGCCUGAACUGACAUUCUGGAUUUGCCAUUUCUUAGGGGUUUUCCUUGGGCAAGUUAUUUAACCACUGUGCCUCAGUUUCUUCAUCUUUAAAAUGAGGAUAACAACACUACCUACCUCAGAGAGUUACUAUAAGGAUUAGCUAAUAUGUUUGAAGUGCUUAGAAUGGUGUCUAGCACAUAGAGAACACUCAGUAAAAGUUUGUAUUAUCUUGGGCGUGCAAGGAUUGAAUCUUAAAAAUAUCUUGUGUAAGGCUUUUAACUUUUCAUAGUACUUGAUUCUAAUUUAACAUAAUAAUACAUGCAGAAUCUAGGUAGGUAGGAAGACCUACCUUAGUAAUAAUGGCUUAGCUGCCAUUUAUUGCAUAUUGCUGUGUGUUAGGCACUGGGAGAAACAUUUUAUUCAUUUUCUUUGUUUUCACCAUAAUCUUUGGAAAAACUACCUUUACCUCUGUUUUGCAGUUGAGGAAACUGAAACGCUAAAAAGUAAAUUGCCCAAGGACACAUAAUAGUAAAUGGCAGAAGCAGAGGCCCAGGUCUUUCUGAUUCCAAGCUAGACUCUUGUACUUUCUCAUAUCCCCCUACAAACCACUUGCUCAAGGCCAUAAAGUGAGGCAGCGAGGGUCCAGAUGUGCUUUUUUCAUUGCAUUAAGUCAUGUCUCUGUGAAAGUGCUCGCCAGCCUCUGGCCCCUAUCCUCAGGUCCUACGUCUCUGCCUUCACCUAACCUCAUACCCCAGGGGCUGACCUCACUUUGUCACUACCGCAGACCAGCCAUCCCCCCUUCUUCCUUGAUCUGUUACCUCCUUGCAGUCCAUUUUCAGAUCCUGUCCGUUGAUCUCCACCCGCACAAUGAUCACCUCAUAAUACCACUCCCGCCGGAUGGGUGUGUACCAGAGACUGCCUGUGUACAGCGAGUGGUCGAUGCCCCCAAUGAUCUAGGGAGAAAAAGGCAGGUACCAGUGUCCGGGCACAGAAAGAGCAAGCAGUGCUAACUUCUGAGGGUGGCAAGGCCCCCUACAGAGCGCCUUUCUCAUCUUUCUGCUUCUCAUCAAAUGAUGCCCCAAAGUGAUUUAGUUUUUGAAAUGUGUUCAGGAGAAGAGAGUUUCCGGGAUUUUUAAUUAUUUGUUUCAGAGUCACACCCCGUGAUAUAAAGUUACUUAAACCUAAACUGGCACAAUAAAUGUUGGAUGAGUGAUUAUUUGUUUCAUAAGUUUUAUUUUCUCCACUUUUUGGUGAUGGAGAAUCAGUCACCAGUUGUCCGGAUUAAUCAAUAAAUAGACUUUUAAGCUCCUUACAUCUUGGCCUUCUGAUCAUCAGACUAAAUAAUCUAAAUUUGAUA
Talpa occidentalis (Iberian mole) is the source of this 9460-nucleotide messenger RNA. It is a transcript of the gene RNF214, whose product is annotated as ring finger protein 214. NCBI's taxonomy places the organism in Eukaryota, Metazoa, Chordata, Mammalia, Eulipotyphla, Talpidae. Gene Ontology annotation, molecular function: ubiquitin-protein transferase activity. The record is from RefSeq and is a predicted model, not a curated record.